Molecule: messenger RNA, 1047 nt
Organism: Saccharomyces eubayanus
Lineage: Eukaryota; Fungi; Ascomycota; Saccharomycetes; Saccharomycetales; Saccharomycetaceae
Gene: ADH2
Product: alcohol dehydrogenase ADH2
Exons: 1
Coding region: 1-1047 (348 amino acids)
Molecular function (GO): zinc ion binding; oxidoreductase activity
Source: RefSeq, a predicted model, not a curated record
AUGUCUAUUCCAAAAACUCAAAAAGGUGUUAUCUUCUACGAAUCCAACGGUAAGUUGGAGCAUAAGGACAUCCCAGUUCCAACGCCAAAGCCAAACGAGCUGUUGAUUAACGUCAAGUACUCCGGUGUCUGUCACACGGACUUGCACGCUUGGCACGGUGACUGGCCAUUGGCAACCAAGUUGCCAUUGGUCGGUGGUCAUGAAGGUGCCGGUGUUGUUGUUGCCAUGGGUGAAAACGUCAGAGGCUGGAAGGUCGGCGACCUUGCUGGUAUUAAGUGGUUGAACAGUUCCUGUAUGGCCUGUGAAUACUGUGAAUUGGGUAACGAGUCCAACUGUCCUCACGCAGAUUUGUCCGGUUACACCCAUGAUGGUUCUUUCCAGCAGUACGCUACCGCCGACUCUGUGCAAGCCGCUCACAUUCCUGAAGGCACGGAUCUGGCUGAAGUCGCCCCAAUCUUAUGUGCCGGUAUUACAGUCUACAAGGCUUUGAAAUCCGCCAACUUGAGGGCUGGCCACUGGGUGGCCAUCUCCGGUGCUGCCGGUGGUCUAGGUUCUUUGGCUGUCCAGUACGCCAAGGCUAUGGGGUACAGAGUCGUUGGUAUUGAUGGUGGUCCCGGUAAAGAAGAGUUGUUCACAUCGCUUGGUGGUGAGGUGUUCAUUGAUUUCACAAAAGAAAAGGACAUUGUUGGUGCUGUCGUCAAGGCCACUGACGGUGGUGCUCACGGUAUUGUCAACGUGUCCGUUUCCGAAGCCGCUAUCGAAGCUUCUACCAGAUACUGUAGAGCUAAUGGUACCGUCGUCUUGGUCGGUUUGCCAGCCGGCGCCAAAUGUUCCUCCGACGUCUUCAACCACGUCGUCAAGUCCAUCUCCAUUGUCGGUUCCUACGUCGGUAACAGAGCCGACACCAGAGAAGCCUUGGACUUCUUCGCCAGAGGGUUAGUUAAGUCUCCAAUCAAGGUUGUCGGAUUGUCUCAUUUGCCAGAAAUCUACGAAAAGAUGGAAAAGGGCCAAAUCGCUGGUAGAUACGUUGUCGACACUUAUAAAUAA